This is a messenger RNA of Chrysemys picta bellii (western painted turtle), 2412 nucleotides long. RefSeq names its product ubiquitin conjugating enzyme E2 D3 (gene UBE2D3). Gene Ontology annotation, biological process: protein polyubiquitination. Gene Ontology annotation, molecular function: ubiquitin conjugating enzyme activity. Gene Ontology annotation, cellular component: nucleus. NCBI's taxonomy places the organism in Eukaryota, Metazoa, Chordata, Testudines, Emydidae. The record is from RefSeq and is a predicted model, not a curated record.
CCCCCCGACCGCCCCCCUGCCAUCAGUCUUGGUAGCGCGUGCGCGGAUUCCCAGGCGGCGGCGGCGGUUAGCGCGUCCCUCCCUGCUCCAGUGAGGGGGGGUGCAGACGAGGUUCCUCAGUGACCCGCCCCCGGGAGCAGGGGGCGGUGCCUGCUGUCCCCUCCUUUCUUCCUCGCCUCGCCACCGGCGGCGGGUGUGCAAGGGGGCUGAGCUCGAUUUCUUCCGUGGCGGCGGCGGCUCAGCUCAGCUCAGCUCAGCUCAUCGUCUGUCCUCUCCGAGGCGGCGGCAGGCAGCGCUCUCCGGAGAAGGGGCCGGACCCGCCCGUCGGGAGGAGGCUGUGGGCGGCUGCGCUCCGUUCGGGCGGGCGCCCCUGGCUGUUUCCGGAGGAAGGAGAGACGCAACUAUCCCCCUCCCCCCUCAGCGCGAGCGGAGCCCGGAGUCACCGCGGCGCAGAGACAGGCCCGGCGGGCGGCGGCGGCGCACACACACACAAUGGCGCUCAAACGCAUCAACAAGGAACUUAGUGACUUAGCCCGUGACCCUCCAGCACAGUGUUCUGCAGGUCCAGUUGGAGAUGAUAUGUUCCAUUGGCAAGCCACAAUUAUGGGACCUAAUGACAGUCCAUAUCAAGGCGGCGUAUUCUUCUUGACAAUUCACUUUCCUACAGACUACCCUUUCAAACCACCUAAGGUUGCAUUUACAACAAGAAUCUAUCAUCCAAAUAUUAACAGUAAUGGCAGCAUUUGUCUCGAUAUUCUAAGAUCACAGUGGUCUCCUGCUUUAACUAUUUCUAAAGUUCUCUUAUCCAUUUGUUCACUGUUAUGUGAUCCAAAUCCAGAUGACCCCCUAGUGCCAGAGAUUGCACGUAUCUAUAAAACAGACAGAGACAAGUACAAUAGGUUAGCAAGAGAGUGGACAGAGAAAUACGCUAUGCUGUAGGAUACAACAGAAUAUCUCGGGAAUGGACUCAGAAGUAUGCCAUGUGAUGAUACCUUAAAGUCAGAAUAACCUGCAUUAUAGCUGGAAUAAACUUUAAAUUACUGUUCCUUUUUUGAUUUUCUUAUCCGGCUGCUCCCCUAUCAGACCUCAUCUUUUUAUUUUUUGUUUACCUCCUUCCAUUCAUGCACAUGCUCAUCUGAGAAGACUUUAGUUUUUCCAGCUUUGGACAAUAACUGCUUUUAGAAUCUAUAAAGUAGUUACACAAGAACAAUUGCCCAACAUUCAGAAAUUUUUUUAAAAGGAGCAUGUGUAUUAUGUGGCCAAUGUCUUCAUUCUAACUUGGUUAUGAGACUAAAACCAUUCCUCACUGCUCUAACAGAUACUGAAGAUAGCACCUGAGGGGAGGGGAGAUGGAUGUUCACUUUUCUCACAUCAAUGGAAGUAACAUUGCAGUAGCGACAUCCAUCCUGUUUUAAACCUUCCAGUGUUAGAGAUUUGAGGUUUUUAUUAUAUGCUUAUGCUCAUAACUGACAUGGCUGAAGAAUUGGUACAGAAUCUAUAGCAUCAGAAUCGAAAAUGUGAUGUAUCUUAUGCAUGUCAAUAAAAGAAUGACCAGUUCUUGUUCUACAGAGAAUGAAAAUUUGGAAGUCAAACGUCCCUUGUAUUCCAAAAUAGGGUCUCGGAACAUUUUUGUAAUUCAUUUAAAUUUUGUUAGGAGGCUUGGAGCUAUUAGUUAAUCUGUCUUCCAGAACACUGUUUAAUAUAGCACUGAAUAAAUGAAGCAAGUUGUCAAUGGAUGAGUGAUCAACUAAUAGCUCUGCUAAUAACUGAUUUAUUUUCUUCAAUAAAGUUGCAUAAACCAAUGAGUUAGCUGCCUGGAUUAAUCAAUAUGGGAAACAAUCUUUUGUAAAAGCAAAGCUGGUUUUUGUAUAUACUGUUGGGAUUUGCCUCAUUGUUUGACAUCAAAUAAUGAUGUAAAGUUCAAUAGAGUGAAUCUUUUGCCAUUUUCAGUUAUAAUACUUGGUCUGUUGCAGGUUGACACAUUGAUCAGCCUGAUGUAUGCAGAAUUAAUAAGCUAACCUAGUAGUGUAGCCUUAGUGUGCUAUACUUGGUACUGGGAGCCCAGAGUUCAGGGAUGGACUUGGGACCCAGCAGAUCUGAAGUGGUGUAUUGUGGAGGCAUUUCCAGAUGCACCCUGUUUGCUGACUGAGAAGCUUUUCUUCACCUUGUACACACGAUAGCUGAAAGAUCUUAAUGCGGGAGUAAUAAUGGGGCAAAAACUGCAAAAUAAAGUACUGUUUUGAUGUGGGAGUUGUCAUGAGGCUGUGUUGAAGUGACUUUACUAUGUGGGAUGUUUGUUGUUCAUUGAAAAGGACUUGUUCUGCCAUGCUGCCAUUUACAUUAAUGAAUAUUUUAAUACAACAGACAUUUAUUUCAGGUGACUAAACGUGAAUGAAUAAAGAGUCAUUGCUA